Messenger RNA from Centruroides sculpturatus (bark scorpion), 1598 nucleotides. Its product is annotated as protein ABHD11-like. NCBI's taxonomy places the organism in Eukaryota, Metazoa, Arthropoda, Arachnida, Scorpiones, Buthidae. The transcript has 4 exons. Bases 1 to 519 code for a protein of 172 amino acids. The record is from RefSeq and is a predicted model, not a curated record. Gene Ontology annotation, cellular component: mitochondrion.
AUGACGCCGCAACUGAUUAAACAAUUGAUAUUGAUUGAGGCAUCUCCAUUGAGAUAUCCAGAAAACGAAAUUAGUAGAAUAGGCCAUAUUACAUUUCACAUGUUUCGAGCUAUGCUUUUCGUUAGAAAAACUAACUCUUUCAGAAAGGCUAGAGAGAUAUUUGAAGAAUAUUUUCAAGAUAAAAUAGAGAUUCCGGCACUUCGUGAUAUAAUUCUGUCGAAUCUACGAGAAGAUACUUUUGGUAUAAACUGGAAACUAAAUUUGAAAGUGAUGGAAAUAUCUGUAAUUCUGGAUAAAAUUUUUGAAAAAAUCUAUCCAUUACACGGCGUUUAUGACGGUAGAACUUUAGUGAUUCACACCUCUACCUCUGAAUCAAUCGCAACGGAUGAUUAUGGAAGUCUGAAGAAACACUUUCCCAAUGCUUCUUUUAAAUGCAUAGAAAAUUGCAGCAAUUGGAUUCACAUGGACAAACCGGACGAACUCAGAAAUAUUAUUUCUGAAUACACAUCAAGUAUUUAGUGGUCUAUGGAAGCUCUAAAAAUUAAGGUGUUGACGUAGGAAAGGUAGCAAGUGCAAAAUUGAAACAUUUUGGGUAAGAAAAAAUGAUUUGCGAUCAUCUUGUCCGUAACAAGUGAUCGCAAAUACUAGCAAAUUGAAACUGUACACUCUAAAUACAAGUAACACCUUAACACUGGGGUAGUUCAAUCACUUUACUAAACGUUUUUCGGCUGUAUUGAUGAGCUGUAGUCAGGUAAACAGUGUUCGAAUUCGGAACAACUUGUCAUCGAGCAUUGAAAUAUUUCUAAAAAUGGAAUUAUCAUCAAAAAAUAACUUUUUCUAACUUUUUCUUGAUGUUAAUAAAAAUAAAUAAAUAAAUAGAGGAACCCCUGACGUGGGCUCAUCGAUAGGGCCAAAAACCUUUAGUAAAAUGAUUUAACUACCCUAGUGUUUAGGUGUUGUUUGUAUUUAGUUGAAAAUAAAAGCUGGAUUAUAAUGAAUUUCUACUAUAUACUCUAUCUGUGUUGCAAAUUUAAUUUAAAAAAUUAGGAAUAAUUUUGUCUGUAAAUGCCUUCAUUAUAGCAAAUUCAAUAUGGAAAAAGUCCUAUGUGAAAUGAGCAAUUAUUUAUUAUAACAUCGUCACAAAAUUUCAAUUUUAAAUCGUAUUUUAAUUAAUUUAAUUUAAAAUAUAUUAUCUCUAUCCCAAAUUAGUAGUAAAUUGCCCCUGCACAUGACACUUUUAUUUUAACAAUAGAAUCGUGCUGAUCAUUUAUCUAAAACCUUUUAGGGGAAACUUUUUAAAAUUGAAUUAAUAUGAUUUCCGGUUUGCAUCAGAAGUUCGUAUAUAGGUAAUCGGGGCCUUCUUUCCCUAAGGUUUCCAUAAGGAAGACAGACAAACGGGCGUCAGUGAGAAUUUAUAGGUCUACAAUUUUUUCAAAUUGCAAGUCAACUACUAGCAGCAAUUUUUCAACUGUUUCUUUCGUGUUGGGCUACUACUAAUCUGUAUUAAUGGCAUUGGCGUUUACUACCUUUGAUUAAUAUAUAAAAAAUUGAAACGUCGAAUUUGUGGUACUUACUACUUUUCCCAUGUCAACUUCUCA